This is a messenger RNA of Hordeum vulgare subsp. vulgare (domesticated barley), 1219 nucleotides long. RefSeq names its product two-on-two hemoglobin-3. The record is from RefSeq and is a predicted model, not a curated record. Gene Ontology annotation, molecular function: oxygen binding; heme binding; oxygen carrier activity. The coding region runs from base 242 to 757 and encodes 171 amino acids. The transcript is spliced from 4 exons. NCBI's taxonomy places the organism in Eukaryota, Viridiplantae, Streptophyta, Magnoliopsida, Poales, Poaceae. Gene Ontology annotation, biological process: oxygen transport.
GUCGACAUGGACGAAUACGAUACCCUUUGACCCACACGUCCCCCGACCGCGCGUGCUCGCCGCCCGAUUGGCCGGCGGGUAUAAAAUGGUGGAGCGCAUCGCCUGAGCCGCACGCCGCCGCGCACCGUCUUUCCAACCAACCGAGCAGUAGUCAACUGAACGGCAGCCAACAAAGCGUCCCAGCCGGUCGCUGAGAGGCGGCGCCGCCGCGGGGACGGGCGUUCCGGGAAGAGCAGGAACGAUGCAGUCGCUGCAGGACAAGGCGUCGGAGUGGAGCGGCGUGGCGGCGGCCGACGCAUUCGCCAUCGACGAGGUCAACGUCUUCGAGGCGCUCGGCGGCACCCCGCAGCCCUUCGUCGACCUCUCCACCAACUUCUACACCAGGGUUUACGAGGACGAGGAGGAGUGGUUCCGGGAGAUAUUCUCGGGGUCCAAGAAGGAGGACGCGAUCCAGAACCAGUACGAGUUCUUGGUGCAGCGGAUGGGCGGCCCGCCGCUAUUCUCCCAGAGGAGAGGGCAUCCUGCCUUGAUAGGACGACAUCGGCCAUUCCCAGUUACCCACCGAGCUGCGGAGAGAUGGCUACACCACAUGCAGCAAGCUCUGGAGACCACCCAAAGCAUAAAUCCAGAUACAAAAACCAAAAUGAUGAAUUUUUUCAGGCACACUGCAUACUUCCUUGUCGCCGGUAAUGAGAUGACAAGGCAAACCCAAAGUGUACCUCCCUGCAAGCAUGCAACGAACAAACCAGCUGAGUAACUCUAGCUUAACCGGUUGAAUAACGAUUUCAGCUCCAGUGUUCCUAUACGAUUCCCGUAAUCCCAUGUGCAAUGGGAUCAAGAUUGUUUUGCAUUAUAGGAAACAACGUGCAUGAUGAGCAGAGAGCAUAUCAAAAUUGGUAAAUUGUGUACUUGAUCGUACUCCCUCUUCUCUAUUGUUUUGAGCUUGAGGGUACAAGUUAACUGCUCAUGCAUUAAGGGAGCACAGCUAUGGUGUAUUGGUGCCGAACUGCUCAUGCUAUUCUAUCCAGUGCUCUUAGUAGCAUUUUGUUUUACAAGGAAAAUGGGAGUUUUAUUCCAUGAUGAUAGGAUUAAAAUUAAGUGGCAGCAGGUCCUCAAUACACGGAGGUCCCCUAUGCAACCAUAGAGCAGUAGCUAAUUCUGUAUGACUAUAAUUUGCCAAUUUAUAUGCAACCAUACAGCAGUAGCUAAUUCUGUAUGA